This is a messenger RNA of Octopus sinensis (East Asian common octopus), 11005 nucleotides long. RefSeq lists its product as uncharacterized. Gene Ontology annotation, molecular function: RNA polymerase II cis-regulatory region sequence-specific DNA binding; DNA-binding transcription factor activity. NCBI's taxonomy places the organism in Eukaryota, Metazoa, Mollusca, Cephalopoda, Octopoda, Octopodidae. Bases 629 to 10918 code for a protein of 3429 amino acids. The record is from RefSeq and is a predicted model, not a curated record. Gene Ontology annotation, biological process: regulation of transcription by RNA polymerase II. The transcript is spliced from 2 exons.
CAGUUACCUCCCCUUCGUUCCCAACUAAUGGUACUUUGUUAAGCGCUAAUAAUUGAAGUGAAUAAUAAUAUAUAUACAUACAUGUACAUAUAUAUAAACAUAUUUAUAUACACACGCACUCACAGAACUAUAUAUGUAUCGGUAUAACUAUGUAUGUAUGUAUUUAUAUUAUUUGUAUAUAAUUACCUGCUUGUUUUGCUACGUUUCUACAAUGGAAAUUAAUCCUGAUGGCUCUAAAAUUCUACACCGUGGUCGUAUUCCCUCCAAGAUUCAUCGGUUUUCUUCCUUUUAAAACUCUUAAAUUCUGCUCGAUUUCGUCUUUCAAAUGAAACUGAUGAAAGGAGAAAUAACGCAUCUCCAUAGAUCAACUCACACCAAUUCAUGACAGAAGCAAGUUUCUGUGACGUAUAUAUUGAAGACCCUGGUAACAUUUGGUACCUUCUACAUAAGUUAUCUCCAUGGUAACCGAUAUUCACUUAUAUCAUUUCUCUUCAACUGUUGCCAUGGUACCUAAUACAGGGAUUUGUAAGUGGCUCAUAUUUUUCAUCAGCUACUCUAUUACUUCUCAAGAAAGAGAAGCUUUGUUGUGAUCUUGAACCAGGUUAACUAGAUUGCUUCCGAUCACAUCAUGGAUAGUACGGACCAGAAUGCAUCAGUCGAAUGGCCACCUAUAUUGAACUUUGUAAACAAUACUGCAGGUACAAAGGAACUCCCUUUUCUUGCAAAUGGGAACUCAAGCAUGUCUGCAAUUACAGACAUUACAGCUUCAAAGAAAUAUACCUGUAACUAUUGUUCAAAAUCAUUCUCUCGCAACGGCCACUUGGUGAUGCACCGUCGUAUUCACACAGGUGAACGCCCUUACGUUUGCCAACAGUGUCACAAAGCCUUCACUCAGUCCAGUGCUCUCUAUCGCCAUAUGAAAAUCUGUACUAAAGUGCCAAACAAAGAUAGCCUGGAGUUAUCAGCUAACGUGAAAAUGCUAGAGACUUCUAUUGCGGCAGCAGAAAAGCAGUAUGCAAUGCUAUCUGCUUCAGAAAGUGCGUUUACAUCACUCGGAACACUUUCAAAUGAUAAUACUGAAACAAAUGAUGACAUAAUGUUUGUUUGUUGUAAUAAAACAUUUAGAGAUUCUUCUGAUUACAAUGAGCACAUAGCUGGUCACAAUGACCCGUCUCAAUCUGAAUUAUUGAGCCUGUUACCAAACAACCACAGCCAAGUCGAUGGUAUGAUGAAGGACGUUACUACUAUCAAUAAAAUAGGAAAGAAACAAAACCAGUUCCAUAAUAAGACAAACACAUCUAUAAAUGGUAAAAAGCAGUCGUCAACCAAAGAAAAUUUGAAUAUGUUGUCAAGUUCUGAGUCGCAGUAUCAAAUAAUUGUUCGUGAUAAUCCGCCGGAGGUGACAAAAGAUGGUCUUGACCAAAACAAGAUCACCAUCAAUCUAACUGAUAACCAUAUGGAAUCUCCAAAGAACAACUUAUGCUUUUCUCAAGCAAAUAACCAACAUGAUCCCAUAUUUGAUCCAAUAACAAUUGAACUAACUGACCAAUCUCAAGAUAGCACGUAUGUCUGGGAUAAAAAUAAUAUGUCACCUGGUAACAGUUCUAAUAAACAGUUAAAAAUCGACCAUUCUCAGUUAUCAGACAUUGAUAGUUUGGCUGAAAAUCUCAGACUGUUGCGGGAGAAAACCGAUGCAAUUACCAAAAAAACAUUACCAAAAGACUGCUCUAGCGAUACAUCCAUUGGUAUUUUUACUUCACAAGAUUCUCUGUCUUCAGAUCAGUUGCUUGCUUGUAACGGGGACAAAUCUUGGAAGGACUCAUCUAAUUCUUUCUCAACUCAAAUUCUGCCAAAUAAUGAUUUGACAAGUAGUAAACAUUUCAACCAAUUAUCUCAUCAAAGUGACAAUGAAAAAAUUGCCGAAAAUGCUAACAAAGUUCAAAAAAAUAUAAAUUCCAAGUUAAAAUCUUCUGUGAAAAGCAAAAUUCACCAACACUUAACUUGCCAGUUCUGCUCCCGCCAAUUCACACGUACUAGCCGUUUGACCCAGCAUUUGCGUACGCAUACAGGAGAAAGACCCUUUAAAUGUGAUUUUUGUGGUAAUUCAUUUACACAAUCAAGUGCACUUAAUCGCCAUCUAAAGACAUGCAGUGUUGCCCAAAGCAUUAAUUCGAAUAUUCAGUGGGACACCACUGCACAAUAUCACCUUACCUCUGACUUAACCCUUGGCAGUGACAUUUCUUUCACGUGUCAGUUCUGUGGUGACAAUUUUCAACAAGUGUCUAAAUAUGACAGCCACUCAAAAGUGUGUCCAGCAGCACAUAAAAGUCAAUUAAAGCCUAAUGAAGAUGUUGUGCAUGAUGACUUUGAUAUAGUUAAUGAUCACACUGAUUCAACCAAGAACAGCUUUGUAAAAACUCCAUCCCCCCUACUAAAAAAUGCUUCAACUUCCAUGAUUAAAAGUAAGACACAAAGUUUCAAAGCUUCUAUACCUGAGUCUAGACAAGUAAAACGUAGGAAAAAAAGUUUUAAUACAAAAAAUGAUAGAACCUAUCAGUGUAGCAUUUGUUUAGUUGAGUUUGUAUCAUAUCCUCACCUUAAAGUCCAUAUAAAGAAACACCUUCGGGUUAAUACUUUAUCAAAGACUUCUCAGUUGCAGAGUCGGAAUUCUUCAACCAGUAAUUUAAUGCGAUCUUUUUCAGCAAGAAACAAACACAUCACAAGAUCUAAAACUUCAACUAAAAAAUCCCCUAGUAAGUCUUUAAAUCAUAGAGAGUUCUUAAACAAAGUUAAUUCGCUGAUAAUGAAAAAGAACUCUUCACAUUCAACCAGUAACUCUGAGUUUCAAACUGAGCAUCCAUUGACCAACUCUAACACUUGCAAAUCAAAUAUUUCUCUGUUACCUGAUAAAACUAGCAAGAUAUCAGAAUCCCUUGACACCAAAGGAAAACCUACUGUUGCAAUGGUUAACAAAGGAAAUGUUUUUAACACACGCAGUGGUGUUGAAACCAAAUCCAAUUCGUCAACUACUUUUGUUUGUGAUAUUUGUUCCAAGCCUUUCCAUUCCUCCAUUGUGUAUCAGAUUCACAAAGCUUCACAUUCCAGUGAGUCUAAAAAAACCUCCCAUUCUCAAAUAGACUCCAAUGCCAACAAAUCCAUUCAUAAUGAAGACGUCAACAUUUUAGAGCAAAGAGAUCUUGUUAGUUCUAAUUCGCGUGUUGCUGUGGAGACUGUAAAUGAAUUUGACAUUCAGCGCAAAAGUUUCCCUUGCAGUUAUUGCCCCAAGGAAUUCUUCAAACAAUCUCAUCUGGAAACACACAUCCGAGUACACACAGGGGAGAAACCGUUCCAGUGUGAGAGUUGUGGUCGUGCCUUUUCACAGUCAAGUGCUCGAAACAGACACACCAAAACUUGCUUACGAGUCAGAUACCCAGAGUUAAAUGUCUCCAUUAAAACCACUGGAAAUGCCGUUAGUGGAAUGGAGCGUUCUGAAGUAAUUAACUUGGACAGUAAAAUCAGAGAGGACAGUCUUGAUCCUGACAAUUUCACUUUUACCUGCUGUGGCCAAGUCUUCAGUAGCAGCAAAGAGCUGCGGAAUCAUGUUGAGUGCCACAGAAAAGGCAAAGAUACAAUCUCCUUGCAAGAUAGUGAACUAAAUGAUGAUCUUCUGUACAAUUCCCCGUUGAUGCUGGAAAGCUUUACUGAUUCUCAGUUGCUCUCAAGACACAUGAGAAAGAAUUAUAUCAGGAAAUAUAAAGGUACCAAGCAGUUGAGUCGUAAUGAUUUCAAGCAAGAAAAAGGUAGCUUGGAAUUUUUUAGCAAUGUUUUAGUUGCUAAUCACCAAACCUCUGAUUGUUCUUCCAGUUCCAGUCAGUCAGUCAACUCAGCCAGACUUAAUUGUUCUACACAAUCAAAUUCAGCAGAAAAUGAGGCAGUUUUAAACGCUUACAAACCAGAAGCCACUGUUUAUAAAAAUAGCAAGCUUCUCCAUGGGACUCAUACCUUAAAUAAUCUUGACAAGGCAAAAUUUGAUGGUACUUUGAACAGUUCAUACUCUGAGGAACAGGAAAAUAUGAUUCUUGGGAGUGCCCUGCAAGUUGUGCACAAUAAUCUCCAAGAAUGUUCUGGUGAGCUAAAAAUUGAUCAGAUUGAAGAAGGUGUCAGCUGUCAGGAAAAUUCCAUGAUUGCAUCUAAUUCUAAUGUAACAAAACCAACAGCUGUCGUUGAACUGACUAACCAACUAAGAGGCGCAAAUCGUUUCCGAAGUUUGCAAUCCAAUGAUUCUAGUAUAUCACCUGAAAUUCCUGAACCUAAUGUCACUUUGACCUUAGGAAGUGACUUUAGAGACAUGAUUACAACUGAUAUUUCUCAGAUUGCUGACUCUUCCGUGAACAGCAAUACAGAUGAACCUCCAAAUUUCGAAGAUAGCCAUUUCCAUACUUAUUCGCCAGAAACCCCACCGUUUUCUUCCAGCUUUUAUUCCACAACUGCAAAAUCCAAGCCCGACCGAAAAGGUUGCACUGACAUGACAAUCAGUGAUGCACCAGCAAUUUACAGCAAUAGCUCUAAUGUGAGCCAGCUAAAAGAUCAAUAUCAUAUGGAUGAUAAUACUAUAAGUAAUUGUUCGAUUGGUUUUGAAAAAGUUUCGAGUCCUCAAGAGCAGUGCAGUGUCAAUGUAACAUUAUCUGUUGCUGAGAAAUCACUGACCUGUUCAAAAUGCUCCAAAACGUUUGAAAAUUCUGGUACUUUUUAUGAACAUUCAAAGAGCUGUGCAAUGAUAUUGUCAGAAUCCUGUAUUGCUAACACCGUAGACAAGCAAGUGACUAAUGAUUUAGUAAUUACCGGUCAGCUGGAUUCAAACUCUACCGAGAGCAAAACAACCAGAGAGGCAAUUAGUCCUCUACAGAAUAAGUCAGAUAAUUCCAAACUGUUUGAGAAUUGGCAACUUUUAUCUAGUUUAUCUGACCAACAUGAUGACAAAAGUAAAUGUUCUGAUAAUCUUAGCUCUAUGGACAGUUUAGGCAACACUUCUGCGUGUGAUAUGCUUUCUUACACUUCCAAAGCAGAAAAUAUUGACAUUUCUGGUCAAACUGAUGAGCAGUGUAGCACUCUGUCAAAUAACUUAUCUGAACAGGAAAUUACAACCAACAAUAAAGAUUCAGUGAGGAAAUUUUCUUGUUCUUAUUGUGCUGCAUCAUUUUCUUCAUUGAUGCUACUAGAAGAGCAUGUCCUUCUCCACACAAAUAAAAAGCAUUAUGUUUGUUGGUUUUGUAAGGAGAACUAUUAUUCAUCGUCUAAAUUUGAGCAACAUCUGAAAAUAUGUGGUACUUCUACCACCUUUGCGAAUCUGUCGGCUGAAAAUAUUUCCAACAACAGUACUAAAGGUAAAAGCUCUCAGUUUGCUGACAUCGUUUUGUGUUCUCCACUGACUGUUGCAAACAACCAGUCUGACUGUGAAGACAUUGAUGAAAAUGGUUGCCAGGAUAAAGUGACUGAACAGUCAGUAGUUUGUGAUAGUUUAGAAAGGACACAAAACACUUCUAAUGUUCAGCCUUUGAAAGGAGAGUUGCUGUCAAAAGCAAGGACUGUAGGCAGAUCUAGCAACAAUAGCAGCUCUUGUGCUCUGUAUCGCAACAAAGUAAACCUGGAUGAGCAUUUAGCUUUGAAUAAUAUAACUACUAAUAGAUCGUCACUUGGUGAGAAGACAGGAGAGAAAAUUCUGAACCGGUCAGUUUCUCAGGAAAAUAUCAAAUUGAAAUCAGGGACUGAAACAAACAGUGAUAGUAAGGAUAAUAACAAUGAUAGUAGUUCCCAGCAGUUAGACCAAAUAGUGAUUGAUUUGAAAGAAGUUAAUGGUGAUUUAUCUACAUCUGAUAAAAAUACCAAUAAAGAGGGUACAGUUAGUUUCAAUAAAGAUGGUAUGAAUCUUACAAACAGUUGUAAGAUGUUUGUUUGUUGCAACCAAACAUUCAUGGAAGAUGAUUUUAAUGAGCAUAUGAAGAGUUUCCAUAUAAAAGACAAUCACUCGACUGAUGUUGACAGUUCUGUAAUACGUUCAGAGGUACAACACUCUGAAAAUAUGCAAACGAUCUCAAAUGUUGUACUAUCAGACUAUCAAAGAACAGCAAGUAAAAAUGAGAGAAAAACACUGCUUCAUAAUUCAGAUAACAUCAUCUCCAAACCUAAUUGGGCCUCUUCAAAUGAGGAGAACCAGUCUGAAACUCGGCGCUAUGUCUGUCAAUAUUGUAAUCGUGGAUUUUCACGGUCUGGUCAUUUAAUGCAACAUCUUCGCACCCAUACAGGAGAGAGGCCAUACUCAUGUCAGUACUGUACAAAAGCAUUCACCCAGACUUCUGCUCUCAACAGACACCUGAAAACCUGUUGCCGAAUUAAGUUACUAAUGCUUCACAAUAUACAGACCCGAACAAAAGAAGAUGAAGGGGACCUAAUCCAAAUAGAUUCAGACUUGGAUAAAAAUAAAAGUUCUUUAUUGUCUGAGCAAAAUGUAGCUGGAGAGGAUUAUCAAUUAAAUAGAGAUUAUAGCCAGAUGUCUGAGGUGAGAUUUAAUAGUAUUGAUAAAAUCCCUUGUGAAGAAGGCAAUGAAGGUAUCAUAAAAUGUGAAUACUGUAGCUGUGAGUACCUGAAACUUGACGACUUUAUCAAACACCAGAAGGUCUGUUCUUUUAAGAUAAAUUGCACUCAAGUGGACUCUGGAAGUAAAAAUUAUACACAAGAGAUUAAUUUGUCUUCUAGGAAUAAUUCCAGUCAGAACAAUAGAAACCUUGAAAGUUGUGCUUCAAGCACAGUAUACCGCCCAGACAUUCAAAUUAAAACAGAAAUUGUUGAUGUUACAUAUAAUUGUCCCUUUUGUGAUGAGAUAUUUUCUGAUAAGAGUGAUGUAAUUUCACAUUUAAUAACUCAUUCAUUAGACAUUAAUCAGCAAAAUAUUGCCAACCAACAAAUAUUUUCUGAUGAUCAAGAGAAUCUAGUCAAUCCUUGUGAAGAUAUGUCUGCUACAUUGAUGAAAGAGAGUAACCACACAGACUCCUCUGAUAUGACCUCUCCUACAUUAGUGAAAAACGAAGAUACCUGUACAUUUACAUGUUGUGGUCAAAUGUUUGUAGGCAAUGAUAGUUUUAACUUACAUCUAGCUAGCCACCAAUCUUUUAAAGAUUGGAAUACUUCUGAACCGAACAGUUUUGAUGAGAACAAUUCUGAAAUUAGACAUCAGUCAACAUUUCUAGAUAAUUCUUCCACAAUCAAGAGAGAAGAUAAAGAUGAUGAAGAUGAGAAUUUUAUCAUUGAAGUCUCAUCUAAAGAUCCAGUCUCUAACAAAGAAUCUCUCUUAGAAUCUAGUUUAUAUAAUAAGAAAUCUAAAGGUCUGAAUAAAACAAAUUCUGAUGGUGUUUGCCAUCUUCAAGCUAUGGAAUCCAAUUCACCAGAUUUAUUAUUUAAUCUAAAAAAUUCUUCUCUUGCUUCUCAAGCUCUGGUUUCUAUGGACAAAAGUAGAAAGCUUGAAAUUGAGAAGCAAAUGUCUGCUAUGAAUAAUUAUGUUGUCUGGGAGGAUUCCAGCAACAACUGGAACCAGUGGAACAUGGACUCAUCUACAAAUAUUUCAUCCACACCUUUAUUCAAAAGAUUUGCAUGUAAGUAUUGUGAAAAGACUUUCACCCGUAGUGGUCAUCUGAUUAUGCACCAUCGUACUCACACAGGAGAACGACCAUUCCGAUGUAGCCAUUGUCAGAAGGCCUUUACCCAGUCAAGUGCUCUCAACAGGCACAGAAAGACAUGCAGUUUUGCUCGAGUAGCUCUGUCAGUGUCAGGGAAUGAAUGGCCUGAAACGACAGCAGCACUUGACUUGGAUAAAACAUCAAACCAAUUCAUAUGUUGUGGUUUUGUCUUUGAUAAAAGAGAUGAGUUCUAUUCGCAUUACGUUGGUCAUGGCAUUUACAUAUGUGACUGCUGUGAGAUGACAUUUAGUGAUUUUGAACAGCUUCUUUCUCACUUGAAAUUCAAACAGAGCGAAUUAGAAUCCCCUACCAUGACUCCAGCUGUAUCCCCCAGACAGUGUCCCCAGUGUCAGACUGUCUUUGCUGAUUUAAUUUCUUUACUAAUACACAUAAACUCUAAUCAUAAAUCUACUGCCUUAGCAAAAUCUCAGACAAGCUCAGUAUCUAAUCAGGAUUUUGUACCCAAUUACAAUGAUGGGUCCGUAACUUCAAAAAAAUCCAAAGUAUUCCAAGUACCACUCAGCUCCAGUCGAACUGUAUAUUCCGCUCCUGAAAUACAAUUGAAGAUGUCAGACUCAGGUUCUACCAGUAAAACUGGUAAUGUCAAAAAAUUUCCUUUAAUGAAGAGAGGAACUCUUCCAAACAAGUUGCAUCCCUACAGCAAAUCUCGUCAGAAUAAGCAGGAUCACAGCCGCUCGUUACAGUUUCAGCGAAGAAAAUUUUCCAACUUUAAUCUGGAUGGAAAGACUUCUAACCCUGAUAAUUCCCAAUUAGGGUUGGUUGCGAAAAAUUCUCUCAACCAGAAUGUGCGUAGAGUAAUUAAAAAAGCUUUGAAUAACAUCAACAAGUACAGGUUUUCGACUGAACGUAUAUUGUCUCCUUUCACUCGAAAAUUCUAUGCUCAAGCUGAAAGUCGUAGACAUCAUGCUGCAGCGUCUCCUUUCUCUGGCAUCACCUUACCAGAAGAGCAACAUAAUCAGCCUUUCAUCAUAGAAAAUCCAUCGUUAAGAGAACAUUCUAGUCAACCUGAAAUAUCCAUUUUGAACUUUGAAAAUCCAUCAGAGAGUGAUCAAUGCUCUAAGCAGUAUUCAAUUGAUAAAUUGAAACAAUUCUCAAAUGAAAUUACGAUAAAUUCAAUUAACGAUCCGGAUUCAGGAGCUAAUUCAAGGAGAGAACACAAAUUUUCUAAUUUAGUUGUUGAACAAUCUCCAAAAAUCUCAAUUCCAAAUAAUAACCUGGUUCCAGUUCAAAGUAAAGCACAAAGAUUUGAAAAACAAAUAAUGCUGAAAAAGUCAUUAUCAAAACAAAAUCCAGGAGAAAAAUUUAAUGCUAAGUCCAAGUAUAGUUCUUUACAGACAUCUUUAAAAUCUAAGCAAGGCAAUACAACCACUACUAGAAACAGUGAGUGUGCUACUGGCAAAUCUAAAAACAAAGUUACCCAGUUAGAUAAAUCAUAUAACCCUGCAGUUGUUAAUCCCACUACAGAUAGUUCGUUAAAGCAAAACUUAUCUCGGUUUGUCUGCACUCAUUGUAGAAAAGGUUUCACUCGCUCUAGUCACUUAAAAAUGCAUCUCCGGAUUCACACUGGAGAACGUCCAUUCAAAUGUUCUGGUUGUGGUAAGCAAUUCACACAAGCCAGCGCUCUCAACAGGCACCGCAAGACUUGCUUUCUAGUGAUUCAUAAUACAAGUAUACUUCCUGAAGAUAGGAUAGUGAAAGAUCCAGAAAAAACUACUCGAAACCAGAACAGACUCAAGGCCAAUGCAACAACUUCUCUUUUCCAGUGUGUGACAAGUAACAAUCAAGAUUAUGUAGGAAAUGGCAUUUCAGAAACACACAAGAAGCCAUCGAAGGCAGAAACAGUCUUUGCUAAUGUGUCUAAACAGAAGUUGCACAGAGCUGAAAAUCCUGAUUUAGAACCAGAAUAUCUUAGUAAUGUCUCUAAAAAAACUGUUAACUUACUUGAUGAAGAAACUAGUAGAACAGUGUCUGCUUUCACAAAGGAGAAGGAAGGCAGGCAUAAGAAAACAUCUUUAACAACAACUAGCAAUAAAAUCAACCGCAAAAGGUUGCAUACAGGGAUUGGUAGCAGACUGAUGAAAAAACUGAAGCUGUCAAAACGAGGAAAGCUUCACUCAAGUUAUGAUUUUAAUAGUGACUUGAAUUGCCUUUCAAGAAGACAAGCGAUUAAUUCUUUGUUAGAUGAUCACCAUAGUUUAAAGGAAAGAAGCAAAAGUCUUUUAACGGAUACGGCACCUUCUGUUAACAACCCAACAAGCUUUCCUCAAAGGAGUUGCAAGAAAAAACAGUUGACCAAAACCCCUAGUGCGAAACCAUGUACAGAUUCAGAACGAAACAAUAGAGCUUGCAGUCUUGAAGUUACAGAAGUGUCACCUCCUAAGAGGGUCAAAGAGGAGACCCAGUCUAAUGCUAAUGAGCUGUCUGAAGGAUUUCCCCGCUGUGAAGAAUGUAAAAACAAUUCAAAAGAAUUGUGCUCACACUUGACAGAAAAUCUAUUUCUUUCCCCAGUGGAUUCCGAAACAGAUGAUUGUUACAUUAAAACUGAACCUCUUCCUUCUUCUAUACCUAAAUCUUUAGAUUCAGAAACAAAUCCUCUUAAUCUUACUAUUUUACAAUCAAAAGCUUCAGCCAAUGAUGAAAGUGUUGACCUUACAAAUGAAAGCAUGAAAAAUUCUCUAAAAGGAGAAAUUGUUCAAGAUGGUGGAUACUUACAAGAGGAAAUGGCUCUCACAAAUUGCCCAGAGAGUACAGAGGGAACACAUGAUCAGCUAGAGAGUAAUAUUGCACAAGAAGACAGUAAGAGCCUUAAGUCUGUUCCAUCUGCAGCUGCACAUUGUGUCUCUAAAAAGUCUAAGGUUGUUAAAAGAGGCAGCAAAGUUGUCCAAGACGACACUUUCUCGCCUCAGUCAGACUCUUCGCAUUCGGCUGAAAGCCGUCGUUACUUUUGUGAAUACUGUGAUAAAGCCUUCUCGCGGUUUGGACAUCUGGUUACCCAUCGCCGCACGCACACCGGCGAACGACCUUACCAAUGCCGUUACUGCCAGCGAGCAUUCACGCAAACUAGUGCCCUUUACAGACACAGAAAAACAUGCAGUUUCACUCCUGCACAUCUUAAAACUAUAGCAGCAACUGAAAGCAGUAAAGCUGCUAAAAGUAAUGAGUUGUGAUUUUUAUGUUGAGAUACAUACAUACAUGUAUAUAUAUUAUAUAUAUAUAUAUACAUAUAUAUUCAUAUAUAUACAUAUAUAUGUAUA